CUAUGCACAUACACCAGCUUCAUUGAACCUUGCUAGCGAGACGAUAUUAGUAGACUUUGAGUUGUCUCAGGACUUGGAAGCAUCUGAGUUGUCGCAAGGGGUCCUCUAACUGCUGGGCCGUGUGCUUGAUGCCUCAGCAGCCAAUCAGACAUUGUGCGAUUGGGCCUUGGCAUUGGCCUCGGAAAAAACCGUCGCCGAGGCGCGACCCAAUCGGGCGCUGGAGUGGCACUGCUUUGAGGUCACUGACGACGACCGUAAAAGGCGCUGCAAUUGACGACGGAGAAGAGGCCGCAACCCGGGAGAGCGCACCCCGAAACCCCUCUUUCCACCUUCCCGGCCCUCUCAACAUUUAUCCCCCACAUAUUCUCGACCAUGUCGACGACGCUGUACCGGCUCGCCGGCCGCAGCGCCAAGCGGCUGUGCACCCGGCCAUCACAAAGUCUCGCCAGCUCCAUCUCACAUCCUGCCCGCGCUUUCUCUGUCUCGGUCCGCCGCCGCUAUGCCGAGCCGCAGGAGUACCAGGGCACCCGCCUGGUCCCGACCGGGUCCGACUUCUCGACCGCCGCCGACCCCUACGGCGUCUCGUCCAAGCUCCCCGACGACGAGGCCAGCACAACGAAAAAAAUGCGCGACGAGUCGAUCGCGGACCGCAAGGUGCGCCACUACACAGUCAACUUUGGCCCGCAGCACCCGGCCGCGCACGGCGUGCUGCGCCUGAUCCUGGAGCUCAACGGCGAGGAGAUCAUCCGGGCGGACCCACAUGUCGGCCUGCUGCACCGCGGCACGGAGAAGCUGUGCGAGUACCGGACCUACUUGCAGGCGCUGCCCUACUUUGACCGGCUCGAUUACGUCUCCAUGAUGACCAACGAGCAGUGUUACUCACUGGCCGUCGAGAAGCUGCUCAACAUUGAGAUCCCCGAGCGCGCAAAGUGGAUCCGCACCAUGUUUGCCGAGAUCACCCGUAUCCUGAACCACCUCAUGUCGGUCCUCUCUCACGCCAUGGACGUUGGCGCCCUGACGCCGUUCCUGUGGGGCUUUGAGGAGAGAGAGAAGCUGAUGGAAUUUUACGAGCGCGUGUCCGGCGCCCGUCUCCACGCCGCCUACGUCCGCCCCGGCGGCGUGCACCAAGAUAUCCCCGUGGGCCUCCUCGACGACAUCUACCAGUGGGCGACGCAGUUCGGCGACCGCAUCGACGAGACCGAGGAGAUGCUGACAGACAACCGCAUCUGGAUCAACCGGCUCAAGGGCGUCGGCGUCGUGUCGGCGGCCGAUGCGCUCAACCUGGCCUUCACGGGCGUCAUGCUCCGCGGGUCGGGCGUGCCGUGGGAUAUCCGCAAGAGCCAGCCGUACGACGCCUACGACCAGGUCGAGUUCGACGUGCCCGUCGGUGUCAACGGCGACUGCUACGACCGCUAUCUGUGCCGCAUGGAGGAGUUCCGCCAGUCGCUGCGCAUAAUCCACCAGUGCCUCAACAAGAUGCCCGCGGGACCCGUUCGCGUUGAGGACUACAAGAUCUCCCCCCCGCCACGCGCCGCCAUGAAGGAGAACAUGGAGGCCCUGAUCCACCACUUCCUGCUCUACACCAAGGGCUACGCCGUGCCCCCCGGUGAUACCUACUCGGCGAUCGAGGCCCCCAAGGGCGAGAUGGGUGUCUAUGUCGUCAGCGACGGCUCCGAGAGGCCGUACCGCCUGCACGUCCGCGCCCCGGGCUUUGCUCAUCUCGGUGGUUUCGACCAUGUCUGCAAGGGGCAUCUGCUUGCGGACGCUGUGGCUGUCAUUGGCACCAUGGAUCUGGUGUUUGGCGAGGUUGAUCGGUAAACUGGGGAGCUUGCGGGGACGCAGAGGACGGGAUGGAGAAAUCGUUGCGAAUUAAAUUCGAACUUUCGCUGGUAAGAAAAAGAAGCGCGGUGUGGUUCUGGGCGUGGCGUGAUUUGGUGGAUUGCUCCCCCGGGCAUAACUAGGUAAAUGAAGCCCUUAACUUUGCAUCCAAAGCCGUGCCAGGGGCCAGCUCGGGUUGGUGUGGUGGAGGUGGUGGUCAAGUGGACCGAACGCAACGCUCGUUCUUUUACGUCGAUGUCGUUUCGUUUGUAACUGCUGUACCAUAAGCCGGCGGCGGGGUGGGAUUGCUGUUGAGGGGGUUCGACCGCGGACGAAUGGCGAAGUCCCCUCGGUCCCUGCCACGGCAACGAGAAGUAUAAUCCUACACUCUUGUCUUACAAA
This is a messenger RNA of Parathielavia appendiculata, 2220 nucleotides long. RefSeq names its product NADH dehydrogenase I, D subunit. Gene Ontology annotation, biological process: mitochondrial electron transport, NADH to ubiquinone. Gene Ontology annotation, molecular function: quinone binding; oxidoreductase activity, acting on NAD(P)H; NAD binding. The coding region runs from base 373 to 1818 and encodes 481 amino acids. The transcript has 3 exons. Lineage: Eukaryota; Fungi; Ascomycota; Sordariomycetes; Sordariales; Chaetomiaceae. The record is from RefSeq and is a predicted model, not a curated record.